AUGAACAGGUUCAAAAUGUUAACCAGCUGGUUAACUUUCACAGCUCUUUUGGCUGCUUCAGCGAAUCCAGACAGAGCAGCUAUUGGCCGGGCCACUCCGGCCGUCGCACCGACCCGCAGGGUCAAAGGUCAUCCAGGGGAAGAGCUGACGUUAAACUGUGGAGACAGAACCAACGCAGGUGAGGUGCAGUACUGGCACACCCCCUUUGGAGACGUCCAGUCCUCAGGGUUCCACAGUAAACUGGACCCUGUGUUCAUGCACCCUGACGGGAGCUUGGUGGUCCCCAACAGCAGCGUCCUACACAGCGGCCUGUACUACUGCCUCCUGCAGCACACAGAGGGAGCUACGCUGUGGCCGUACCAGCUUCAUGUCGGCCCCGAGAACCAAGAGCACCCCGAAUAUAGGCAGGGUGAUGCGUUCAGGUUCAGGAGGGAUGUUGGGCCCGUGGAGGAGAGGCAGGCAGAAGGUGUUUCAGACGGGCAGUUUGCAGGAGCGGUAGCGGCAUCGGUGCUGCUGACGUUUGUGCUGGGCUUCAGCGCCGGAGCUCUGAGCAGGACUCAUGUUCUCAGGUGUUUAGGGGCAGUCACUACGAGGUUACAAUCACCACGGAAACUAUGCCCAACUGACACACAGGACCACGGCACUGAGGUCACCGCGACAACCCUGCCGCACACGUACGGCGACCAGGUCUUUGAGAUGGUGCAGAACGAUGACAACGAGGCAGAUUGUGCAACAACGGAGACGGCGAUUCCGUCGACAACCACAUCGUCCCCUAACAAGCCUCAGAGAAGCUUCCGGCAGAAACGACAGGAGGAGCCGGGGGAAACCACGGCCUACCUGGAGGCAUGUGACCACGUGAAAGACGACGAAGAGGAGGAGGAGCAGACGGAGGUGAACAAAGGGUGUGAUGUGGAGGCAGAGGACGGAAUAGAGUUCAGAGGUUUUUAUCUAUUAGGGGAGGAUGGAGGGAGUCCAACCGGAAGAGAUGGAAAGGAGUGCAGUGAGGACGCGGAGAAGAAAGAUGGGAGAGAAGGCACGGAGGAAAUGAAAGAAUGGAGGCAGGGAGAGGUGGAGGAAGAAGGUGAGAAUGGGAGCAAGGAGGAUGGAGAAGAGAGGAAAACAGAAGGAGGAGGUGAACCCUCGUUCUCCGCCGGGCGUCGCAGACGCGUCAUUCGCCUGUACCAGUACGACGACGACGGCCAGCGAUACGGUCACCUGCCAGACCCCGCCCCCGAUGAGCCGGGCCCCGCCCCCAGGCUCAAACAGCGCUCGCUCUCUCUGACGCGCCUCAACGCCAUCAUGGCCGCCGCCUCUGCAGGGCCGCUGGACACGAGAGAGACGGGAGAGACGGGGAGGGAGGAGAGAGAGGAGAAGCCACACUUCCACAUGGAGAUAUAA
Molecule: messenger RNA, 1398 nt
Organism: Sander lucioperca (pikeperch)
Lineage: Eukaryota; Metazoa; Chordata; Actinopteri; Perciformes; Percidae
Exons: 6
Coding region: 1-1398 (465 amino acids)
Source: RefSeq, a predicted model, not a curated record